Coregonus sp. 'balchen' is the source of this 772-nucleotide messenger RNA. The record is from the annotation of a GenBank genome assembly. Lineage: Eukaryota; Metazoa; Chordata; Actinopteri; Salmoniformes; Salmonidae.
AUGAACAGUGAUGUCAUUGUUUGGUAUGAUACAGCAACUUGUGUUUUUACAAGGCAGAUCCUAUUUCAUAUGUUAUCUGUCUCUGUUGACACACCACAAACCAAUGAUGGAAAGUUGCCAUUCCAUAAUAUUUUUUCAGUGUAAUAUCAUCCCGAUUGUGAACCAUUCUCAUGCUCUCUGUAUGUCGGACCAUCUUCGUAAUGUAGUCUAGAGUUUUCUGUAGACCUGAAAUUAUAGGAACUUUAGAAUUAGAUCAACUUUUAUUUCCAAAAGGAAUAUCAUUUGUAGUGUCAGUUGGUUGUUCUGUUUUGUUCUGGCCUGUAGGUGGAAAGUAAUACAACAUAUAGAAUGAUAAUAAUAAUAAUAAAUGCCAUUUAACUCUUUUAUCCAAAGCGACUUACAGUACAGUCAUGUGUGCAUACAUUUUAUGUAUUGGUGGCCCCAGCAGGAAUCAAACCUACAACCCUUGGCGUCGCAAGCGCCAUUCUCUACCGACUGAACCUCACAGGACCAGUAGAAAAGAUAGAUGUAGUAACUUUGUUAGUAACAUUAUGUUUUCUAUGUGUGUUGCAGCUUUGACGUGGAGAAUGGCCCGUCAGCCAGCUGCAGUCCGUUGGACCCUUCAGCGUCUCCCGGGUCAGGCCUGGUCCUACACACCAACUUCCCUGGACACAACCAGCGCAGAGAGUCCUUCCUCUACCGCUCGGACAGUGACUACGAACUCUCGCCCAAGUCCAUGUCCCGAAACUCCUCCAUCGCAUCCGAACUGUAA